Messenger RNA from Athalia rosae (coleseed sawfly), 1493 nucleotides. RefSeq names its product 26S proteasome regulatory subunit 8 (gene Rpt6). The transcript has 6 exons. Bases 126 to 1343 code for a protein of 405 amino acids. Gene Ontology annotation, biological process: proteasome-mediated ubiquitin-dependent protein catabolic process. Gene Ontology annotation, cellular component: proteasome regulatory particle, base subcomplex. The record is from RefSeq and is a predicted model, not a curated record. NCBI's taxonomy places the organism in Eukaryota, Metazoa, Arthropoda, Insecta, Hymenoptera, Athaliidae. Gene Ontology annotation, molecular function: ATP binding; proteasome-activating activity; ATP hydrolysis activity.
CGCUUAGCCGGAGAGCAGAGAGUUAUCAAUAUUUUUCUCACUUUUUAAUAAACACUUGAGCCUUUAAGGUUCGGGGAACAUCCAUUUCAUUCAUCGAACAAUUGUACCCAAUUUUCGAGCGCAAAAUGACGCUCACAACUAAGAUGGAAAUCGACGAAAAAAAUAUGAAGGGUGAAGGCUUUAAGCCCUACUAUAUUACGAAAAUCGAAGAAUUGCAACUAAUAGUUGCUGAAAAAAGCCAAAACCUUCGCCGUCUCCAGGCUCAGCGCAAUGAGCUCAAUGCCAAAGUUCGCAUGUUACGUGAAGAACUGCAACUUCUUCAAGAACAAGGAUCAUAUGUCGGAGAGGUAGUGAAGCCUAUGGAUAAAAAAAAAGUAUUGGUGAAAGUCCAUCCAGAGGGAAAAUUUGUUGUCGAUUUAGACAAGAACAUUGACAUAAAUGAUGUUACACCUAACUCCCGAGUUGCUUUGCGUAAUGAAAGUUAUACACUGCACAAAAUUUUACCAAACAAAGUCGAUCCAUUAGUGUCGCUCAUGAUGGUUGAAAAGGUUCCUGACUCCACCUAUGAAAUGGUCGGUGGUCUUGACAAGCAGAUCAAGGAAAUCAAGGAAGUAAUCGAACUUCCUGUUAAACAUCCUGAACUAUUUGAUGCUCUGGGUAUUGCACAACCCAAAGGAGUGUUACUGUAUGGCCCACCGGGUACCGGUAAAACUCUAUUAGCUCGAGCAGUUGCUCAUCACACUGAAUGCACAUUUAUCAGAGUUUCUGGUUCUGAGCUAGUCCAGAAAUUUAUAGGUGAAGGAUCUCGCAUGGUCCGAGAGCUUUUUGUGAUGGCUAGAGAACACGCGCCAUCUAUAAUUUUUAUGGAUGAAAUUGACUCCAUUGGUAGCUCGCGAAUUGAAUCUGGGUCUGGUGGAGAUAGUGAGGUUCAACGAACAAUGUUGGAACUUCUAAAUCAAUUGGAUGGUUUUGAGGCCACCAAGAAUAUAAAAGUGAUAAUGGCAACAAACAGGAUCGAUAUCUUAGACCAAGCAUUAUUACGUCCUGGUCGCAUUGAUCGUAAAAUAGAAUUUCCGCCACCAAACGAAGAAGCUAGACUUGACAUUCUUAAAAUUCAUUCACGGAAAAUGAAUUUAACUCGCGGCAUAAACUUGAGGAAAAUUGCUGAGCUCAUGCCUGGUGCUUCUGGUGCAGAAGUUAAAGGUGUUUGUACUGAGGCUGGUAUGUAUGCUCUCAGAGAACGUCGGGUCCAUGUUACCCAGGAGGAUUUCGAAAUGGCCGUAGCCAAGGUGAUGCAGAAAGAUUCAGAGAAGAAUAUGUCGAUCAAAAAAUUAUGGAAGUAGAUGAGCUUUGAGAAAUUCAAAUCAUCCACUUUCAUUUUUCUCUUUCUGUAUACGACAAUAUGUCCAAAAGAUACUGUUAUAAAAAUAUCACAGCUGUAAAGAACUGUAAGUUUGAAGUAUGUUCAAUAUUAAAUUAAAUUCACAACGUAA